CGGAAACGACGAAAACAAAAAACGUUAUGAGCGAGGCAUUGAAGCGAAACUAUCGUGUCUGUGAGGAAAUUGGGAGGGGGCGAUUCGGCGUCGUUUUCAAGUGUUACUCGCCGGGAAACGGCGAGAAAUUCGCCGUCAAGUCUAUCAACAAGCUUUUCAUCGCCGAUGACUCGAUCGAUCGUCAAUGCCUUUAUAACGAAGCUAAAAUCAUGCAUUUGGUUUCCCCUAAUCCUCACAUUGUUCGUAUCGCCGAUUUCUACGAAGACGAUACGUACCUCGAUAUCGUUCUCGAGCUCUGCAACUCCUCAGAUCUCUUCCAACGACUCACUAGUCAACGAGUCUUUUCCGAGUCUGAUGCCAUUGCCGUUAUGGUUCCGUUGAUGGAGGCAAUAGCGCAUUGUCACCGGCUCGGCGUAGCGCACCGGGAUAUCAAGCCUGACAACAUUCUGUUUAACGACUGGAACUACCUGAAAUUGGCUGAUUUUGGCUCAGCUCAGUGUUUCCGCGACGGCGAGCUGAUGAGCGGAGUGGUAGGGACGCCGUAUUACGUGGCGCCGGAGGUUUUAGCUGGAAGAGAUUACACUGAGAAGGUAGAUAUUUGGAGUGCCGGUGUCAUUCUGUAUAUAAUGUUGGCCGGAAUCCCUCCAUUUUAUGGUGAUUCUACGGAGGAGAUUUUUGAGGCUGUUCUCAGAGCUAACGUUAGGUUUCCAACGAGGAUUUUCCAUUCCGUGUCGCCGGCGGCGAAGGAUCUGCUUCGGGGAAUGCUCUGUAAAGAUGUUUCUAGAAGAUUCUCAGCUGAACAAGUCCUUCGGCAUCCAUGGAUCACUAGCAAUGAUGAAAGAAGUUGAUGUUCUAGCUUGAAAAUUUUGGCCCCUCGGAAUCAAAUUUGGACCUCUAAUCCAACAUUAUCAAUGGAGAUGUUUAGAUAACACAUAGUUCUUGUAGAAUAAUUAAGGAAGUAUUAAUGUGUUUUAAGUAGUAUUAGUCAAUUAAGAGACAUCUUCUCUUUUUACCAAAUAUAUGUGAAUCAUCAAACUAGUCUUUCCUUUUGUUAUACUUUGAUUUAACUUUUCAUACAGAGAUCGUGAGCACUAAAAAAAAAUCAUCAUGCAUGAAUAAGUU
Messenger RNA from Solanum dulcamara, 1122 nucleotides. RefSeq names its product phosphoenolpyruvate carboxylase kinase 1-like. The transcript is spliced from 3 exons. Gene Ontology annotation, molecular function: calcium-dependent protein serine/threonine kinase activity; ATP binding; calcium/calmodulin-dependent protein kinase activity. Gene Ontology annotation, cellular component: nucleus; cytoplasm. The record is from RefSeq and is a predicted model, not a curated record. Gene Ontology annotation, biological process: intracellular signal transduction; protein autophosphorylation; peptidyl-serine phosphorylation. Bases 27 to 848 code for a protein of 273 amino acids. NCBI's taxonomy places the organism in Eukaryota, Viridiplantae, Streptophyta, Magnoliopsida, Solanales, Solanaceae.